Messenger RNA from Neopsephotus bourkii (Bourke's parrot), 6230 nucleotides. It is a transcript of the gene TMEM201, whose product is annotated as transmembrane protein 201. Gene Ontology annotation, cellular component: nuclear inner membrane. Lineage: Eukaryota; Metazoa; Chordata; Aves; Psittaciformes; Psittacidae. Gene Ontology annotation, biological process: nuclear migration along microtubule. Bases 120 to 2123 code for a protein of 667 amino acids. The transcript has 11 exons. Gene Ontology annotation, molecular function: lamin binding; actin filament binding. The record is from RefSeq and is a predicted model, not a curated record.
CCCGCCUCCGCCGCGGCGGACCGGAGGGGCGGAGCGGGCCGGACUCGGCGCGUACAAAGCGGCGCCGCCGCCGUCGAGGUCACAGCGGUGGCCCGCGUGUGUGUGCGGGGGGGAGCGGCAUGGAGGGAGCCGGGGCGCUGCUGGCCCGAGGCCCCGCCACCGGGCUGGGCGUCACCGUGUGCGCCGCCGCCGCCGGGCUGCUGCUGUACCGCAUGGCGCGGAGGAAGAAGCCCACACACGUGACAGUGAACUGCUGGUUCUGCAAUCAGGACACGGUAGUGCCAUAUGGGAAUCGCAACUGCUGGGAUUGCCCCAACUGUGAACAGUACAACGGGUUCCAAGAGAAUGGAGACUACAACAAGCCCAUCCCUGCUCAGUACAUGGAACACCUUAACCAUGUUGUGUCGGGUGCUAUGACUUUCUGUGAUCCUACCAAGCCACAGCAGUGGGUGAGCAGCCAAAUUCUGCUUUGCAAGAAAUGCAACAACCAUCAAACCACAAAGAUCAAACAACUGGCUUCAUUCUCACCAAGGGAAGAGAACAAAUAUGAUGAGGAGAUUGAGGUGUACAAGCACCACCUGGAGCAGACCUACAAGCUGUGCCGGCCGUGCCAGGCUGCUGUGGAGUAUUACAUCAAACAUCAGAACCGGCAGCUCCGGGCACUGCUGCUCAGCCACCACUUCAAACGCCGUGAGACAGACAAGACCUAUAGUCAGAAUGUAUGUUCAUCCACCUCUUCUGCUUCCAUAACCACACCAGCUCAGGUGAUACUUCUGCGGUUCUUGGCCUUCCUCAGCUGUGCAUUCCUGGUUCUGAUGGCCUUGUAUGGGUCAGGCAACCCCUUCUCACCCAGCACAGCAAUCCCUGCUCCUGCCUCCUCUGGUCCCGCAUCCACUCCAAACAGGACUGGCACAAGCUCACAUGCAGACUUGGAAAAUGACACUUCCAUGGCGGUGGUCCGCUGGCGGGAGCUGCUCCGGCUGCUCCCAGAGCAGAUGGUGGAGAACCUGAGUGCAGCAUGGGCUUACGGGAAGAACCACCAGGUUGCAGUCGCUGUCCUUGGGCUCUUCACCUGCCUGCUGGCCAUGUUCUUAGCUGGGCGGAUCAGGCUCCGGAGAAUUGAUGCGUUUGCUUCAGUCUUGUGGUUCGUAGUGAUGAGUCUGCAUUUAGCUGAGAGAUACCUGAAGACAGAAACACCCAGCUGGCUGGACACAGCCAAAUUUGGCACCACAUCCUUGUGCUGCUUGGUGGGCUUCACUGCAGCAGUGGCCACGCGGAAGUCAACGGGCCAUCGGAGAUACCGGCCCCGAAGGUACCUUUCUGGGGAUUCCAUUACUCUCUUCCCCAGCGGCACUGGGACUGGCUUCACUUCCCCUGCUACAUCUCUCUUUGUCCCAACGCCACCCAGUAUUCUCCAGCUGACAAACCAGCAGCUCUUCAGGUCCCCACGCAGAUCUUCUCCUUCCUCUCUUCCUGGUCGUCUCAACAGGGCACUCUCACUGGGUACCAUCCCCUCCCUGGCCAGAGCAGAUUCUGGCUACUUGUUCAGUGGAAGUCGCCCAGCCUCACAGUCAUCUCAGUCCAAGGAAUCUCCUACAUCAGACCACUUCUCCUUGCUGUCAAGCAGCUGUGCUCCCUCCCGCAUCCCUUCCCCAGCACCAUCAGUGGCUGGCUCUGUGACCUCCAGCUCGGGUUCCCUGCGGUACCGCCGGCCGCUCAUCAGCCCUGCCCGCCUCAACCUGAAAGGCCAGAAGCUGCUGCUCUUCCCAUCUCAGAAUGAUGCUCAGCUCACUCCAUCUAGCUCAGAGGAGCACACCCACUCAGACAGCAACAUCUUUGCCACCGAGCUGGCCUCCUUCCCAAAGAGGAACCUCAGCGAGCAGGGGAUUCAUGAUGUGAGAUCUGCUAUGGAAGGAGGGAGCAUUUGCAGUGAUAAUUCCAUCAAAAAGGAGGAUCGUUCAUCACACUCAUCUACCUGUGUGGUUGACACAACAACCAAAGGAGAAGAUUUGUCAGGCUGGAGAGGUCAUUUUGGUAACUCUGCUCUCCGAGGCCUGCUAGCCCUGAGUCUGACUCUCAAUGCUAUCUUCACAUCAGCCUAUGUCUACCGGAGCCUGCGUUGAUUUGUGCCAACACUCCCCUUCUUUCUGGUUCCACCUGCUUCGGAGGAGACAAGAAGGAUUCAACCAUGGCUUCACGUCUAAUAGCCAUGCCACUGGUGCAUGCUGGUUUUUAGUGAACUACUGUCUACUCACUUCUCAUGACAAGGAACCCAGUUGCUGCUGCCAUCACUUCCAGGUAGAACAUAGCCCAGGAUUGUCCCUGGAAGUGGCAGGAUGCCCAGAGAGCUCCAGUUCAAAGUGAGAGGCCUGUCAAAUGGCCCUUGUGCUUUCUGUCAAAGGAACUGACCUGAGAGACAAGCCUGAACAUGUGUAAGCUGUGUUUAUAGGAACCUAUCCCCAGCUCUUCUUUCUGACACACGAACCUCAUGCUGAUGGUGCUGGUAAAAUGAGGAGAACUGGAACAAAGGACCUGGAGAAGAGGGGUUGCUUAGUAGCUGGUGCUGGGCUUUGGCUACUGUAGCAGCAUUCCCAGCUUCUUUGCCCAAUGAUUCCUCUUCUCUCUUCCCCUUGGCACUCUCCUCUAAAUUAUCAGUGAAUUUUCUUUAGUUGCCUUAAGCUUGCCUAAGCCCAUGGGUGACCUUGGCUGCUGUGGCAUAUUCUAGCUUCUUCUCUGUUCAUGUGCUUCCAGCUGGGCUGUGCCCUGAGGCCACUUUCACCAGUUGCCAUUCUGGUCGUGCUGGUUCUCACAAACUGCGCAUCCCUCCAGCCAGCACCCUCGCUGCAGGAGUGCACAAAACCCCAGGCAGGCAUCCGUUUGUGAUUUGCAUUAGGAGGAGGAAGCCCGUGCUUUGCUUUACCCAGGAGGCAUUAAUUCUGUUACAGUGAAUUCUGUAGUGAGGAAGGAUCCCUCUGUGAUUUGCACCAUGGUCAGAGGGCUUCAGCUCACAGCUCUGCUGGUGCUUUCACUGGAGCAGCUUGUUCUUGCUGUACACCGCACAAAUCUAUUCUAUCAGAAGGUACAUGAGGAGCUGUCUGAUUGUGGACAUUUAUCCAUAAACCUUCAGUCUGAUACUGGGAUUUGCUAAGUAACCAUUGAAGAUAUUUCUUACUUAGUUCAAUGCCAAGGUGCUCUCAGCUGGGAAUGCCAAACCUGCUCCUGGACAAUCCAGCCUUCUGGAUAGAUUCUUCUUUCCUAACCCGAAGGAAGUGGCCCUAGAUUUCAAAAGCAGUUUGUCAUCUGGGCACUUCUGCUUUUGGGUGAGACUUCAGCAUUGCUUAGGAUUCAGGGGCCAUUUAAAGUAUAGUGCUGAGUACUCAUAAUCAUAUAGUGCAUCUUAGGAACAAAGAAGGUGUUGGUGUUUUGAUGCUUAAAUCCCAAGUGCAGAGAGCAGAUCCACCAAUGUGUCAAGGACAUGUGGUGAAGAGAGAAAGCCAACUGCCAUUAGCUGUGUGUUUCCUGAAGCAGGGCUGACUCUAUUAAGAUAGGGUUUUAUUGUCCUUUCCUUUGGGCUCCUUUACCUCAAACUCCUGUUUCCUCUCCCUCACUGUUCUGUUUUUGCAUCUUGAAUUACAGUGUUACAGUGUCUUUUCCUCCCUUUCAGUACUGCUGCUGUUCUCUCUAUUGUACUCUUGCAUGUGCACAGAAGCAAAGUGUAUCUGCUGGUAAUUCUCUGUUCUGAAUUCACACCUCAGAGUGAUGAUCACCCUUUCUUUCACUUCAUUGUUUCUCUUGCAUGUUUUGAGUUCCUAACACAGUACAUCACGGGAGUGAUAGCCAGACUCUGCUCAGCACGCUGUUUGACACAUUAAAUGGGGCUUUACUGCUGGUAAGUCAAGCACUGACAAAUCUCCCUGUCUCUUCCAUUUCUUCCUGCUAUCUUUUAGCAGCCACUUCCAGGUGCUGCUCCCCAUCCUCCCUAGUGAGGCCUGCUGAUCUCCUGCUCUGCAUCUUACAGGCAGAGGACAGACCUCUGCCCACUCGUGCUGAUCUGAGACACUGUGGAGGUGUCACUUCUGACCCUGCACCUUUUUCUUGGCCUCUUUAGAGUGUUGGUAAAGGGCCACGCAGCCACCACCUCCUGUACAAAGGCCUAGAUCCAGGAUAGAGACCUGCAGCAGAAAGAUGUGCUGCAGGUUGAUGAUGAGUUCUUUUGUAACCUGCAUGAAUUGUUGUAGCUAAACUGGACCCAUAACCUUGCAGUUUAGAGAUUUUUGUCCCCUUUAUAGACUUCUGCGGGCUCACUUGAGCAUGUGUAUAGGCAAGAUGCUAGCAACCAACUUAAAAGCUUCUAUUUAGACUUCUGCUGUUUGAGUUCCAUGAUGCCCCGGUGCAGUGUGCAACAUCCCAUUCAUGGAUCCUUGUCCUGACUUCCAGCAUACCAGGGGCCUCCUAUGCAGAGACAAGCCUGCUGUGGGUUUGCUUGUCUUUAUUACACCAACGGAAGUGCACUGUGACUUCAUGUAUGCAAACUUUCCACCUCCACCUCCCAGUCUGCGCUGAGCCUCACCAUCGCACUCGCCUGGAGUCCACAUUGGUCUCUGUCUCUACUGGAUUGCAAUACAAAUGUUCUCCUCCUUUCCAGCAACCAAGGAGCUGCAGCCUCACAACACACCUCUUCUUGCUUGUAUUCCAGAACUGGAACACUUUAACCUGUCACUGCACUUCUGGACCUGCUCGCUGAAACUGUUCUCGGAAGGGUGACUUUGUCCAAAGCAAUAUAAGGACUUUGGAUUUUAUUGCUGAAGAGGGAAGACAACCAACUAUAUUUCAUUCUGGUGCUAGAACACUCUCCAGUGGUGCUUUCACGGUUGUGAAGCCUUUGCUUGAGCAGCACACACGAAUACAUGUGUGUAUGUGUGUGUGUGUGUGUGUGUGUGCACGUGUGCAUGCAUGUGUAUGGAAACACUUGGAGGGUUUCAUCGUUUCAGAAGAUCUGAGCCCAUGUUUGUCUUACAUUGUUGGCCUUAAUCUAGCUCUUAGAUACUGUGUCUAUCUUGCUGCUGUUUUCUAUGUGAAGCUGGUUUGGAGGGAACUGAAGUUUAUGUGGCCCCCCUGUAAACGUCUGUGCCUGAUGAUGCUGAUCUUCAGACAGGAUUGGGCAGGGGUGAGAUUUUAUUUUUCUAAUGUCUUUCCUACUGUAAAAACUGCUGGAGUGUAUGGAAUGGAAAAGAUCCUGACAAAACGGUCUGAUAGAUCUGAGCAUUACUUAAUAGCAACAGUUAAUGAUUGUGUGGGAUAUAAAUAUGCUCCAUUUCCAGACCUUUUCCAUUACCUACCUCCCUUAAAAACAUCCAGGUACUUUGCUUAUGAACUUGUUGGGCACGUUCUGAGACCUUGCAGAGACUGUUGAUGGUUUUGCUCUUUGGAAUAGGAAGAAUUUGGAUUCUAGAGUCUGGUUCCAGUGCCGCAAUGGGAGCAGUUUGGCAGAUGCAACAAACACAAUGCACACAUCCCUUUGAUGGGACAGAGAGGACUGGCAGAACAAGUUGCUGAUUUCUGAAGGUUAUCAUAUGUUUUUACAUUAAUUUUUAACAUGCCAUUGGUCACUGUGGCAAUGUGGAAAUCCCUCAUUGCUGGCAUAUGUAGGCCAGAUUCACUGGCUUUUCGGCUGUGAGUUGGCCUGUGAAUGUUUUAUUCCCACCCCCUCUUCUUGGGUGCUGGAAACACCUGUAAAACACUGCUGAACUUGACUGGGUUCCUUAAACAGGGCAGCUGGAAUGAAGGGCUUGCGUUGCCUGUGGAUGCUGCUAGAUUUUUUUCUUCCAAGCACCAUUCCUGGAAAUAACCAUGGUCUUAACCUCUCUCACAGACACUUGUUAGAACAUUAGAAAGGGACAGUUUGGCCAAUCCUACUUUUCUUUAAUAGGCUUUGAUUCCAGAAAUUGCCAUCACUGUGACCUGUGGUGGGACAAAGGGACAGAGUACUUGGGGAUGGAUUGGGGAGCUAGAGAGGGUGAGGAGGUCAACUCUGAGUCCUAAACCUGAUUUCCUGUGAAAGACAAACUGUGUGUCAAUGUGUGUCUGCUUGUGUGGGGAGCUCUGACACUGUACAGUUUAGUUCAAUGCGCUCCAGGGGGGGCGGAACUGUUCCUCGGAGGUUUUUAGUUGAUGCUUUGUGUUCAAAGAGGAAUAUUUUUCUUUAGAAAAUAAAACCAGAUGAGUUUUCA